UGUGUUUUCUACUGUUGUUGCUGGGCCGAGAUGGUCAUGUAGCUAGCUGGUAUUACCAUAGGCAGAAAACGCCCUCUCUCUUUCGCAUUGCAUGCAUUGUUUUCAAACGAAUUCUCACGUUUGCUACCGUAGUUAGAACGAAGACGGAGGGAAAACAGCAGAAGCGUGAGAUGAAAUGACAACGUCAACAUUACAGAAAGCGAUCGAUCUUGUCACCAAAGCCACAGAAGAAGACAAGGCAAAGAACUAUGAAGAGGCCCUGCGCCUGUACCAGCAUGCGGUGGAGUACUUUCUACACGCCAUCAAGUACGAGGCCCAUAGUGACAAGGCGAAGGAGAGCAUUCGGGGUAAAUGUAUGCAGUACCUGGACCGAGCGGAGAAGCUGAAGGACUACCUGAAGAAUAAAGAGAAACAGGGCAAGAAGCCUGUGAAGGAGGCCCAGAGCAAUGACAAAAGUGACAGUGACAGUGAGGGGGAGAAUCCUGAGAAGAAGAAACUCCAGGAGCAUCUGAUGGGUGCCAUAGUGAUGGAGAAGCCCAACGUGAGGUGGAGUGAUGUGGCGGGACUGGAGAUGGCCAAGGAGGCCCUGAAGGAAGCAGUCAUCCUGCCCAUCAAAUUCCCACACCUCUUCACCGGCAAGCGAACGCCCUGGAGAGGGAUCCUGCUGUUCGGGCCUCCAGGAACAGGGAAGUCCUACCUGGCCAAGGCCGUGGCCACCGAGGCCAACAACUCCACCUUCUUCUCCGUCUCCUCCUCCGACCUCAUGUCCAAGUGGCUGGGAGAGAGUGAGAAGCUUGUGAAGAACCUGUUUGACCUGGCUCGCACGCACAAGCCCUCCAUCAUCUUCAUAGACGAGGUGGACUCGCUGUGCGGUUCCCGUAAUGAGAAUGAGAGCGAAGCAGCGCGCCGCAUCAAGACAGAAUUCCUUGUCCAAAUGCAAGGUGUGGGAAAUAACAAUGAUGGGGUUCUUGUGCUGGGGGCCACCAACAUCCCCUGGGUCCUGGACGCUGCUAUUCGCAGGAGGUUUGAGAAGCGCAUCUACAUCCCGCUGCCGGAGGAGCCGGCUCGCUCGGCCAUGUUCCGACUGCACCUGGGCAACACGCCGCACAGCCUGAGCGACGCCGACCUGCGGCAGCUAGCACACAAGACGGACGGCUAUUCGGGAGCUGACAUCAGCAUCAUCGUACGCGACGCGCUCAUGCAGCCCGUACGCAAGGUGCAGUCGGCCACGCACUUCAAGAAGGUGCGAGGCCCAUCUCGUACCAACAGCCAACUGAUGGUGGACGACCUGCUCACCCCCUGUUCCCCUGGUGACCCAGCGGCCGUAGAGAUGACCUGGAUGGAUGUGCCUAGCGACAAGCUUCUAGAACCCAUAGUCUGCAUGUCUGACAUGUUGCGAUCCCUGUCCACCACACGGCCCACGGUGAACACAGAGGACCUACUGAAGGUCAAGAAGUUCACAGAAGACUUUGGCCAGGAGGGCUGAGAUCAUGGACAUGGACAUGGAGAUGGAAAAAGCCAAGAGUAUUAUUCCGGCUUCAGACACUGCGUUGGUUAUCAACAUCUCCAGUAUUCCUUCCACCAUUUCAAUUCAAUUCCCUCCUCUCCCUCUUCCCCUCCCAAAUCCAUACAAGUCUUAGCCAUCUCAUCCUAUCCACUCCAUCCAUUCCAUCCAAAACAGUAGCACCUGCAAAAAUCGACUGAACACCACCACCUUCGGACUAUCUACUCUAAACUAAUCUACCCUACCAUGGUGACAAUGAAGGCGUGUUUUACCCCCCUUUUCUCUAAUGUGUACCUUUUCUCUUCUUCUCUUGAUCAAUGCGUAACAAAAAAACAAAACAAAAAAGGCUGAAGGACAUUUAUCUCUUUUGCACUAGACAGUGCUGUUUGAUGUUUUAAAAAAAAAAAAAAACUAAGUGCAAAGAACAAAAAGAAUCAUUUUCAGAUGAAGAAGCUAUGGUACGUUGAACAGGAAACGCUAAUCAUUUUUAUGUUGAAGAUACAAUGCGUGUGUUUGUGUGUGUUUGUGCGCGCGUGUAUGUGUGUGUGUAUGUUUUGUGUGUGAGAAUGUGCAUACUUACUGUAAGGAUGUCCCUGUCCGACAAAAUGUUUUUAUUUUCUUUUAUGCGAGUUGUGCAAGUAUUUCUUAUGGUUUCAUUCAGGGGUGCGUUGCCUCUUGUCAUUCACCCCAAUUGUAAUACCUUAUCAACGCUUGCUCCACAGGCAAGAAUCGUUGGCUUUCUGUUACGGGACAGUAUUAGUUUAUUUAUACUUAUUUAUUUUACCGCAAUGUAGGACACUAAAAAAAAGACUGAGCAACUGUUUACUGGGCCACUAAAAACAAACUACAUGAAGAAGCUUUUUUAUUUGUUUUUGCCACUAACCUGACAAGAAGUUAGAAUGGGAUGUUUGGGGUGCCAAUGCCUCACAGACAACAACCCCCUCCACCUCAAACCCCUCCCAUCCCUAAAGCUGCGUCAUCAGGAGGAGUUAGCCGUCAUUAAGCUAUUUUGUUGUUUACGUGACAAGAUGACUGAACCACCCAAGUGUGUAUGCAAAGGAGACCCAAUGAUGGCCUCUGCGUUGGGGUAUUCCAAGGUGGUUCAGUAACAAACCUGGUCAACCUGGAAGUAGUGGUGGAUCGACUAAUAAAAGGGCCUGGAGUCCUCAUUUCCAAAACUAAUGCCUCUUACGUUGCUGGUUUUCUGGUAGGCUUACAGCUCGACACAGUGCAACUCGGCCGCCACUUUUUGCUUUUCGAAUAGGCACGACAGAUCAAUCGUGAAGCCAAAAGUGGCGGCUGAGUCCCGCUGUGUUCAGCUGUAGGCUUACCAGAUAACCAGCAGUGGAAAAGAGGCAUUAAUGAUGCCUGCAGGCUAGCUUUUUACUAUAUUUACCACUUUCAUUUACCUUCACCAGGUUUAUCACGUCACGUAAUCAUUUCCUUGGGAUACCCCCUUUGGUCAUAUAUACCACGCAGAAUGAGCAUGUUCUCCUCCUCCUCUAUGUCUCUUGUCAUGUUGGUAGUUCUGUCUAGGUAGUGGACGGUACAGGUAGUGAUUGGUGUCAGCCUUGGUGUCCUGAGAGGCAGCGGUCACCUGUUGUGAUUACUAAAGUUUGCCUGAUCUGAUCAUUAAAAAUUGUGAUAAAAAAACAACGAACCCUG
Messenger RNA from Engraulis encrasicolus (European anchovy), 3169 nucleotides. RefSeq names its product vacuolar protein sorting 4 homolog A (gene vps4a). Gene Ontology annotation, molecular function: ATP binding; ATP hydrolysis activity. The record is from RefSeq and is a predicted model, not a curated record. Lineage: Eukaryota; Metazoa; Chordata; Actinopteri; Clupeiformes; Engraulidae. Gene Ontology annotation, biological process: endosomal transport; vacuole organization. The transcript has 11 exons. Bases 176 to 1486 code for a protein of 436 amino acids.